AUGCUUGGGUCCCUCAACACUGAUCCUGGCGCUUUCAAACUUGAAUUACGACAAAAGCUAAAAGGCUUGAUUUUCGACGAUCCGUGUGUAUUUUCUGAGAAUAAUCGUACCCCUCAAGCAUAGCUUAGGUAGAACGGCAUUUCUCAGCUCCCUCUUCUCCCCAAAUGCCCCUCACAGCCUUCUCAAUGAUAUUCUCCAUUUUCCCAACCUUGCUCUCGAACUCUCCCUGGACUUUCGUGACUCCAGUCCCAGUCCUCGAAUCGGAAUACCAAAAACAACGCCAAUUCGACAGGCCCUUCCCAACCUCAUUGCGUAUAACUUUCUGAAGCUGUUUAAAUUUAGGAUUAUCCAAAUAUUUUCCCGAUUCCUAGGCCACGGCGAACCAAUUCUUUUCGGCGGAUAUAGUCUGGAAAGAUGUACGCAAAGGCCUCGUUCUCAGAACCGACUGAUAAUGGAUAGUUGGCAGUAUGAAUUUGGUGACGCUAACAGUGAUUCUUGGCUCGAUUACUGUGACGGUUGUCGUUUCGCGUCCGACGGUGGCAGGAGGUAGGAGGGGGGUAAGAGAGGGCAGGUAGCGAGACGAUGCGCAUUUUCGAACCGGGUUCGCGGCGUGGAUUUUUGAUGGUUUCUAACGCAGAUUCGAACCCCUAGGUGCCAUGUCGAUGGGCGGUCAGUGAGUGAGAAUGUGGAGUAUCAUAGCCGAUAGAACUGCCACAGUGGUCAUGUGUUUAAGGAAUUUGCUUCGGGAGAGAUGGAAUAUGUAUUGCGACGCUGAAGCCAGCACUGCAUACCGUGCGAUAUCCGAGCAGAUCGACCGUCUCAAUGAUCGCUGGGUUUGAACUCCCUAGCCAAAAAAAUCUUGCCCCUAGUGCCUCGGUGUUCGGGAUCGAAACUUGGACGAUACUGGUAGCUAUGAGAUCAUGGGCGAGGGAAAGACUACGAUAGCUUGUGAGUGGGUUGUUUCAGUCAGGGUAACAGGUGGCAGCCUGUCUUACGAAGUGAUGAUAGCAAAGCCCCCCUGUUUAUGUAAUUUAUCUGCUAUCCUCAGGGUUAGGGGAACAAGCAGGUCAUCUUUGAUAGACUCUGGUUUCUGGAAACCGCAUUCCGAAAGUACCCAAAGCAAAGCCUCCGACAAAACACUCGAAUCGAAACCAAUCCUCCCCCAAUCACUCACGAUGGUUGCUGCCUGGAAAGCUGCUGGCCUUACGUACGCUCACCCUUAUGGCCCUCCUAUCGAUGAUCUGGCCGCUAAUCGGGAGUAAUCUUGAUUGAUUGAUAGCUAUAAUAAAUAUCUAUCCAUCGCCGCGAAAGUCGUGCGCAGGUCCCUCAAGGAACAGCCCCGCCUGGCUGCCGAGCGUCGCGGAGAUAUGCAGCUCAAGUUUGCAAAGUGGGAGGUUUGUUCACGCCCUUAUCCGACUCUCGUUUGCUGGUGGAAUGCUGGCCAUUUGGUUGACUUGUUUGUUCUACAAAAUAUAGGGCGGCAAGCAGGGCGAGGUGAAAAGUUUGGCCAAGGAGUCUGUGGAGCAGUAAAAGGGAACUUUCACCGGAUCACUUUUUCUUUCUUAAUAAAAUAAAAAAUAAAAAUCGAUUCCCACCAUUG
Tuber aestivum (summer truffle) is the source of this 1600-nucleotide messenger RNA. The record is from the annotation of a GenBank genome assembly. Lineage: Eukaryota; Fungi; Ascomycota; Pezizomycetes; Pezizales; Tuberaceae.